CGACCACCGUUAGUUCAGAAAUCACAAUGCUAGCUUUCAGUACCAUCAUCCUUCUUGGAGUGAUAGCAGCCGCUAAUGCAGGGCUAAUAACUCCACACCCAUUAGUCAGAGCCUACGCUGUCAUAACUCCAACACCCGCAAGCAUAGUACUACCUCAAGGUUCUAGCCUAGAGGGCCGGUACAUCCCAGACCACCUAGAAACUCUUUACGACGACGGUUCUUAUAAGCCACAACCAACCUCCCUGACACUGGCCGCCUCGCCUUACGGACUUGUGCCUGCCGGAUCCGGACUUGAGGGCCAGUACAUACCGGAUAACCUCGAGAGACUCUACGACGAUGGUUCCUACAAACCUGAAGCUGCUCCGGUACCAUUUAGUGCCUCUCCUUAUGGACUAGUGCCAGCUGGAUCUGGUUUGGAAGGCCACUAUAUACCUGAUCUUAGUGAGAAAUUGUACGACGAUGGAUCCUACAGGCCUCAAUAUGUAGUUGCUUAAUGGAAAUUAGAUAGAAGUUGUAUAUAGUAAUAAAAUUUUGUACAAAAUA
Anoplophora glabripennis (Asian longhorned beetle) is the source of this 543-nucleotide messenger RNA. RefSeq lists its product as uncharacterized. The record is from RefSeq and is a predicted model, not a curated record. Bases 27 to 494 code for a protein of 155 amino acids. The transcript has 2 exons. Lineage: Eukaryota; Metazoa; Arthropoda; Insecta; Coleoptera; Cerambycidae.